Molecule: messenger RNA, 1732 nt
Organism: Acanthaster planci (crown-of-thorns starfish)
Lineage: Eukaryota; Metazoa; Echinodermata; Asteroidea; Valvatida; Acanthasteridae
Product: vacuolar protein sorting-associated protein 26B-like
Biological process (GO): intracellular protein transport
Source: RefSeq, a predicted model, not a curated record
CAACUUGUGAUCGUAGACGAGUGGUGAAACCUCCCACUUUCAAUGUGAUUUCUGAGGAUAAAAUCUGUUCCAGUUCCAAUCAUCAUGAGUUUCCUCGGCUUUGGGCAAGGGGCGGACAUUGAUAUUGUCCUCGACGAUGCCGGCUCUCGCAAGAUGGGGGAGAUCAAGACGGAAGACGGCAAAAAAGAGCGACUGUAUCUCUUCUACGAUGGGGAGUCGAUCACCGGAAAGGUGAACGUGAACCUGAAGGGGCGAAAGCUGGAACACCAGGGCAUCCGCAUCGAGUUUGUCGGCCAAAUCGAGUUGUAUUACGACAGAGGUAACCAUCACGAGUUCACGUCCCUAGUCAAAGAGCUCGCCCGGCCCGGAGAAUUGACACAGUCUACAGGCUAUUCCUUUGAGUUUUUGAACGUCGAGAAACCCUACGAGUCUUACACUGGUGCCAACGUCAGGUUACGAUAUUUCUUGCGUGUGACGAUAACGAAACGGCUGACAGACACGGUCAAAGAGAUGGACCUGUUGGUCCACACGCUGUCCCACUAUCCAGAAGUCAACUCCUCCAUCAAGAUGGAAGUCGGCAUUGAAGACUGCCUCCAUAUAGAAUUUGAAUACAACAAAUCAAAGUACCACCUUAAGGAUGUUAUUGUUGGGAAAAUCUACUUCCUGCUGGUACGAAUCAAGAUUAAGCACAUGGAACUUGCCAUUAUCAAAAGAGAGACGACAGGAUCAGGUCCUAACACCUUCAAUGAGAACGAAACUAUAGCGAAGUACGAAAUCAUGGACGGGGCACCAGUCAGAGGUGAAUCCAUUCCCAUCAGGCUGUUCCUCUCCGGCUACGAGCUGACGCCGUCGAUGCGAGACGUCAACAAGAAGUUCUCUGUUCGGUAUUACCUGAACCUUGUCCUUGUUGACGAAGAAGAGCGACGCUACUUCAAGCAGCAGGAAAUUACGCUGUGGCGAAAACCCGACAAAGCAAAGAAACCCCAAAACUUCCAGACCCAGAAGUUUGUCUCUCAAAAAUCCUAGAACGGGACGCCCAAAUCUCUCUUCUCAUCUGUAGGUCUGGAGACGACGACUUAUUAGAGUGAGAACACGGAGAAGGGCUGUACAUCUAUAUCCACGUCAGCUUGCACAUGUAUAAUUGGUGAUCAUUUCUUUUUUUAUUGACUGAGUAGUGAGUUUUGGUUGAGAAAAGACGCGAUACUCACUCGUUGGUUACCAAUGUAGAGCGUGGGCUGAUUCUGGGAUACAGUUGCCACCAAUGUGCUCCCGGCUUCAGUAGUCAAGGUGAUCUCGAGAUCGUCGGAUUCCGGUCUGCAUGCAGUCUCGCACAGAGCUUGAGAAAAAACUAGCUCAUGAUCCAAUAACUGUCUUUGCCUGCAUAAUUUUUAGGGCUUAUGUUUUUCUUCAUGGGGGGGCCUAAAGGUUCGGGUAGUUUGGGUUUUGGUAACUUAAAAUUUAUGACAUUAUGAAAGAUGUUUUCUCCUCUAGCAAGUGAGAUGGCACAAAUAUGUGAUUGCGGUUACAGUAUACAUGCAGAUGAUCAGCAUUCAUGCAUAAUAAAUGAAUUUCACUGUUGAAUUAUUCAUUAUGAAGGCUUGGGAAUCUACAUUGGUAGAGAUGUUUACGGCAGUUGGCUGUGAACCACACCUGCUAGUCCUUAACCCUAACCCUACAUAAUACUACAAAUUACUACUUGUAGUAAAAUGUAGUACUGAGUGCUGUCGCUUGU